AUGGAACCCGAUGACCCUGAUUACAAGUAUGGAGUUGAAGAUUAUGAUCUGAUUUACCCAAAUGUAUACCACAGUGCAUACCACACAGCGUAUAAUAAGGACAAAUUGGAAGAACUAGGCAUUACCCACAUCUUGUCACUUGGAAAUGAAUUUGAAGAAGAAUUUAAGGACUCCUACACUUACAAGAUCUUUGGGCUUGAUGACGAUGACGAUAACGAUGUUAAGCAGUUUUUCAAAGAAGGAAUUGCAUUCAUAGAAAAAUGUCUCCAGGAUAAAGGAACUAUUUUAGUUCACUGUGCAGCAGGUAUUAGUAGAUCAGGCGCCAUGAUGACUGCUUAUUCGAUGUACAGAGACAAAGUCACGUUUGAAGAAGCCCUCGAGUAUGUGCAGAGCAAGAGGACGAAGGUCUUCCCAAAUGAAGGCUUUAGGAAACAACUCCAAGAAUUUGAAGAAGAGCUGAAGGACCUUCAUGUUUAUUAA
Molecule: messenger RNA, 480 nt
Organism: Moneuplotes crassus
Lineage: Eukaryota; Ciliophora; Spirotrichea; Euplotida; Euplotidae
Source: the annotation of a GenBank genome assembly